UAAAAUAUUGUAUGUAGUAAAUGUUAUCAGUUUCUUUUACAUACUCCUUGUGUUUUUAUGAUGUUUCUUAAAAGUUUGUUGUGGUAACCGUUCUUAAAUACUGUUGGCCUUUCAAACUUCGAAUAAGUAGCCAAAUGCUGUAAGAAAUGACAGUUAUUGAGGACUUUAAAUCGGCUUCAUUAUGGAUGAAGUUGGCUUUUUGUUUUCUUGCCGUUGCUUUAGUUUUUGCCUGCAUCUCCUAUACAACAACAGGAUGGGGUAGCGCUACCAACAUUGCAACUGCCUCUGCGCAAUAUUAUGGAUUAUGGCGGAUAUGUAGCGAUGCUGAUCAAAUUACAGCAUGUCAACAGCUUGAUGGAACAGCAACAGACUGGUAUGCAGCUACUCAAGCAAUGGUAACAUUCGGAUUCUCUGGUAUACUGAUAUCAUUUUUCCUCUUGAUUCUUUUCUUGUUUAUAAAUAGUUGCAAAACUAAUGGACAAAUAGGACUAGCUGCUGGAAUCGUCAGUAUUGUUACUGGUAUUUUAUAUCUCAUAGGUUGUAUAGUAUUUGGUACACAGUGGGACAAAUAUUAUAAAGAUACACCAAUCACUGACUAUGCGUUGGAAUAUGGGUUUGCUUUAUCGAUUGUCGCCCUUGUUUUGGAAAUAACAGCUGGCGUGUUUCUGAUAAUAGAAACAAAAAGAGCGGUUACAAAAUCUUGAGACUUUCAUACAACUUUAUGGAGUAGUGUUUUGCUUUUAUAAAUUUCAGUGUACAUUUUUGUUGCCGUAAUUACAGUUAACAUUAUUCCUUAAUUUGGUAUCACGCUGUUACCGAAUGCUAUUUUUUGUAGACAUUUCAGGAAACAGGAGGAAAAUUUAAAGGUUAAUAAAACCCUUCCCGUCACAUACCUCAUUAAUAUAGACAAUACUAGACAUCAACAAAUACAAAUGGUAUAAUGAUUAAAUAAAACCCUUCCCGUCACAUACCUCAUUAAUAUAGGCAAUACUAGACAUCAACUAAUACAAAUGUUAGGAUAAUUAAACAGGAUUGUUAAGGAUUUGGAUGAUUAUUUAUAUAUUUUUUUUGUAUCAAAAAACGUUGACUGAAGCACAUUUUGUACGAGUCUGCACUUAGUAAUGCUAAAAUGUUCUCACGAUCGACGCGUUUGCAACCAUAUAAAUUACAAUAAAACAAUUUUAUAUAAAAUAACCGUGAAAUUAUGUUUUCUUAUAUAUGCGGCUUGUCAUAAUAGUUAUCAAAGGUACCAGGAUUAUAAUUUAGUACGCCAGACGCGCUUUUCGUCUACAUAAGACUCAACAGUGACAUUCAUAUCAAAAUAUAACAUUGACACGACGUAAUUGGGAUAUGACUACAUAACUUUGGAAAGUCUCAAUAUGUCUCCUAGCCUCUCUAUCGAAAUGGCUACAUCUUAUUUAAAAUCAAGGUGAAACUGUCUGAUUGGAUAUGUGCUUGUUUUCCGUUCAUAAAUAAAACUACUAGCAAUGUCGUUACUUGUAAUCAGAACAUUGUUAAAAUUCGCUAAGAAAAGAGUUAUCUAACAAUAGUA
Messenger RNA from Mytilus trossulus (common blue mussel), 1552 nucleotides. RefSeq lists its product as uncharacterized. The coding region runs from base 147 to 704 and encodes 185 amino acids. Gene Ontology annotation, cellular component: membrane. The transcript is spliced from 3 exons. The record is from RefSeq and is a predicted model, not a curated record. NCBI's taxonomy places the organism in Eukaryota, Metazoa, Mollusca, Bivalvia, Mytilida, Mytilidae.